AGCUCUCCCGUCGCCUCUCCUGCCUCUGCCUUUGCCUCUGCCUCUGCCUCCUCCACACCCAUCAUCUCCUCCUUUCCUUCCGAUCUCCGAGGAAGCAAAAAAUCGUCUUUUCUUUUCAAAGCUUAAUCUCACUCCGACCGUAGACCCCCGAGUUUGGCGGAGAGGAUAUCGGCGGAACUGCCGAACAAUAAACUUCGAUUUUGGACCUAGCCAGUGCCACCAGAUAUUCUUGCCGGCGGUUUUAAUUGAGGUGUGAGAUCCGGUGGUGCCGGAGGAGUAUGGGACCAGUCAUGACCGCUGGUGGCGGUAAUAAGUUGAUCUCUGUUCAGCCCAAUGAUCUCAAAUUCAUUUUUGAGCUUGGAAAGACAAGCUCUUGUGAUCUUAAGGUUGUGAACAACACAGAACACCAUGUUGCUUUUAAGGUUAAAACAACUUCACCUAAGAAGUACUUUGUACGACCAAACACUGGUGUUGUAGAGCCUUGGGACUCAAUUGUCAUUAGAGUUACCCUCCAAGCCCAGAAGGAAUAUCCUCCAGAUAUGCAAUGCAAAGACAAAUUUCUUCUACUGAGUACUAUAGUGUCUGCACAUACUAAUGUUGAUGAGCUAGUACCUAAUACUUUUAAUAAGGACAACGGUAAGGUGAUAGAGGAGUGCAAGCUUAAAGUGUUUUACAUGUCCCCUAACUCAGCUUCAGAAGAUGCAGGAUUAAGAAGCUCCAUACAGAGCCUUGAUUCAAACUCUGCUUUACAACGGUUGAAGGAUGAAAGAGAUGCAGCAAUUCGACAAACAACGCAGCUGCAACAGGAACUGGACAUGCUGAAGAGACGAAGACAUCGAAAAGGUGACUCUGGCUUCUCUAUCACUUUUGCAGUCUUUGUGGGACUUAUUGGAAUCAUGGUUGGCUUUCUCUUGAAUCUCUCUUUGUCUUCACCACUACCAACAGAAUGAAUUUACAGCAUUCACAACAGUGAGAGUAUUUUUUUCCCACUUAUUUCUAUUUUGUUCUGUAGUAGGCCUCUCCACUAUAGUUGCCUGCUUUAUGUACCCAGAAAUAUCAGUGUCCCAAGUUACCCAUUGUGUCUUGCCUAUAGAUUUUGUGAGGCUUUUCCUGUGACGAGGAAAAAUAUUGGUAGGUAAAAUGACUGGGAGAGAGCUUGUUAUAUUGGUAGUUUCCCUCACAUUUGUUGAGAGUGUCAACAUAAAUGUCUUGGUUGAUACAUUUUUCAUGAAGAUUAACUUGCAGCCCUUAUUUGGUUAUUUGAAUUGAAAGAAAUGUAAUUCUAAAUAUAAUUGGGAUUGCUGU
Rubroshorea leprosula is the source of this 1305-nucleotide messenger RNA. The record is from the annotation of a GenBank genome assembly. Lineage: Eukaryota; Viridiplantae; Streptophyta; Magnoliopsida; Malvales; Dipterocarpaceae.